GACACUGACUUUGGACGCAUUGUUUGGUACCAUAAUUUUGAACUAUUUUUUAGGCGUUAUGUUGAAAAGUAUGUCACUUUUGAUAAUGAAAAUUAUAAUUUGCAGUGUCUGAACGUAUUUUCUUUUGGUUUCCAAUCCAAUUUAUAUUCAGAAAUGUCCUGCAUACUGUGUAAAAGAACUGGUGGCAUUUUCAAUAUAUACACAAUUUACGGGAACGCUAAUCGCUGUGUAAGGGACGAUAUUAUAACAAUUUUAGGAGCAGAUGCGGAAUCAUAUUUACAUGCAAGUGAUUGCGUCUGCAACGUUUGUAUGAAUAUGCUUGAGAACGUAUCUAAAUUAAAGUGGAGGUUGUGGCGAGUUAUUGCCAAUGAGAACCAGGACUGUAAACCAAUCAACUUGGGUAAAAUAUGGGAAUUAUUUGCUACGUUUAAAAGAGAAGACGAUAGAGAAGAUGACGGCGUCUCGUGUAGGACCCCAACCCCCAAUUUGUUAGUUCUCAGCCAUUCUAGAGACUACAGUCCUGGUCUCGAGGAGCAAAUUCGGAUUAUGGAACGUAACAGAAGUAUAAGCAGAGCGAGUAGUGGUGUGGGCCGGUCCGACAUCUCUGAAUCCAGUAAAACAAACGGAAUACCAAGUAAAAGGAAAAGACUGCGAAGGAAGGGUCACAAUUGGACCCAUCGUAAACGUCACGGUCCCUCUCCGGCUAGCUCGGAAUUUAGUUACGGUACUUUCCCGCCCCGCAGGAGGAAUAGGAGGCAGAGCGACACUCCCUUAAGUGAACGUUCCUACAUCAGUUACUACACAAGAGACAAAAGUGGGUCGCUGACGAGGAAUUUCGAAGAAGGUAGACGUACAGGUACGAGAACUAGGUCUGUGAGUAGGGAGCAAGAAAGGGAGAUCAGGAAUCGUGAGGAAUUGGAACACACGAAGUUUUAUUGCACGGAGGAAGACUGCCCGUUGUACUUCGAGGACUUGGAUGUAUUGAACCACCAUAAAAUAAUGGAUCACGACGUACUGGCAUUGCAUUACUGCGACGAGUGUCAACAGCGGUAUACCACAGGGGAACACUUGAAGAUACACAAGGAAACCCACUACAUCGGUCCGUUUUGGUGUCUGCUCUGCUUUACCGAGAUCAAAAACCAAGAAGCCUUACAGAAACACCUGGAAGAGCACGCGUCCUACUCGGUGCGGUGCAAAUACUGCGACAAGUCCUUCUUAAGCAAAAGCUUACGGGAGGACCACCUGAAAACAGCUCACACCGAGAAAAAAGAGAGAAUAUUGUACAAAAAGGAUAUCAUUAUGGACAGGAUAGACAAAGACGGAGCGAAUCGGCCGCCUCAAAAAAAGAACUCGGGUAAUUCCCAGUACAAGGUCUUCAUAUCACCAUUCACCGGUGUGGAAUGUGGCGGUACAGAACUCGAUGUUACGCCUGAGAAUAUGGCGCUGAUGAACGUUGAUUUUGCCACGUGGGACGAGCCUAGUAGUAGUAAUGGUGCGUCGGAAGUGGUAGAAUCUGAAACGGGGACGGUUACAGUGGAAGCGUCGUGAGUGUAAGUGUGAGCUUCGUAUUGACGCUGUGCACGGGUAUCUGAUAAAAGUUACAAGUUGAACAAGUUGCGGGUUCCUUACCACAUCGUCGUUUUAGACUCGAGAGACGUAUCGCUCUCUUAUUUAGAAGAAUCUUUAAAACGAUAUUAAGUCCUCUGGUUGGUAUUUAUAUUUGACGUGUCAUAUUCCGAUCCUAGAUUUUUAUGGGUGAGUUUUUUUAAAAUUCCGUGUAGGUCUAAGCCAUCGUUUCAUUUGUCAUAUCUCGAUUUUUCAAAUUGUCUGUAAAGUUUUGGUAUUUGUCUAGGUCUUUU
Molecule: messenger RNA, 1859 nt
Organism: Anoplophora glabripennis (Asian longhorned beetle)
Lineage: Eukaryota; Metazoa; Arthropoda; Insecta; Coleoptera; Cerambycidae
Exons: 4
Coding region: 154-1548 (464 amino acids)
Biological process (GO): regulation of transcription by RNA polymerase II
Cellular component (GO): chromosome
Molecular function (GO): chromatin insulator sequence binding
Source: RefSeq, a predicted model, not a curated record